This is a messenger RNA of Exophiala spinifera, 663 nucleotides long. RefSeq lists its product as uncharacterized. The transcript is spliced from 2 exons. Gene Ontology annotation, biological process: endoplasmic reticulum to Golgi vesicle-mediated transport. Lineage: Eukaryota; Fungi; Ascomycota; Eurotiomycetes; Chaetothyriales; Herpotrichiellaceae. Bases 1 to 663 code for a protein of 220 amino acids. The record is from RefSeq and is a predicted model, not a curated record. Gene Ontology annotation, cellular component: endoplasmic reticulum membrane.
AUGCCUUCCAAUCCGUUUGCGACAUUUCUCAUCAUCUGCCCUGUCUCUUUCUUCCUGGGCAUUCUCUUCUCUCUCUUCCCCUACGACUAUCCUCUCCUCUGGUCCUCACUGCCUACCCCGGACUCGCACUUUGAUGCCAUCGAAUCACACCUAAAACUCUUGCACAAUGCGCCGAACCUCAUCCAGCGCAUCCUGCACAUCAUGUUGUCUGCAGGUCUCUUGGGGUUGAUCAUCAAGCUAUACAAGCCUAGCGAGUCCAAUAUGCUUUUUGACGGAGGCAGCCUGGUGCUCUACAUGGUUGCCGUCAUUGUCUACAUCGCCAAUAUUGUCAAAGGUCUCCGCAUCGUCACCGACGGCUCAUAUGGGGUGGUGCCGGACGCUGUGGACACGCCCGGUUACGACGCGGAUGCGGUCGACAGCGUUGUGGGACGUGAGGACAAUCUCAAAGUCCUGGCUGCGAGCAACACCAUCUUGGCGUUGGUGCUCGUUGGUGUUUUGGUCCUACAAGUUGGCCAGUGGUACGCGGAGCGUGUUGACGAACGCGCGCUGAAGGAUUUCCAUGAGAAGGAGAAACUCGAGCAAGAGAAGAAGGAAGCCGAGUCCCCACCGAGUGCAGCUGUGAAGCGACAGGGGAGUUCCAGAGAAGGCAAGAAGACGAAAUAA